Hevea brasiliensis (rubber tree) is the source of this 1764-nucleotide messenger RNA. RefSeq names its product abscisic acid 8'-hydroxylase 3-like. Gene Ontology annotation, molecular function: monooxygenase activity; heme binding; iron ion binding. Gene Ontology annotation, biological process: multicellular organism development; brassinosteroid biosynthetic process; sterol metabolic process. The record is from RefSeq and is a predicted model, not a curated record. Bases 42 to 1526 code for a protein of 494 amino acids. NCBI's taxonomy places the organism in Eukaryota, Viridiplantae, Streptophyta, Magnoliopsida, Malpighiales, Euphorbiaceae. The transcript is spliced from 9 exons.
GUCCUUGAUCAGAGUAAGAGAGAAGUGGGUUACAAGGACCCAUGUUAAAGAUGUUGAACCUAUUCAGGGAAGAUGUUCUCUUCCUCGUACAAAACAAGUAUGAUAUAGCCUUGGUUGCAUUCCUCUCAAUAGCAACAUAUGCUUUCUUGAAAGCUCGGAGAAAAGUCAAUACAAGCAAUAAAGAAGACAAAAUCCCUGGUGGCCUUGGCCUGCCUUUCGUUGGUGAAACCUUUUCUUUUCUUUCGGCUACUAACAGUACAAGAGGGUGUUAUGAUUUUGUUAGGCUCCGGCGAAAAUGGUAUGGAAAGUGGUUCAAGACCAGAAUGUUUGGCAAGAUUCAUGUUUUUGUUCCAAGUAUAGAAGCUGCAAAAAAGGUGUUCACUAAUGAUUUUGGAGAAUUUAACAAGGGAUACAUCAAAUCAAUGGCAACUGUUGUUGGAGAGAAGAGUGUUUUUGCAGUACCGAUUGAAAGCCAUACAAGGAUUAGGCAUGUUCUAUCUGCUCUCUUUUCCAUGUCUUCCCUUUCUAAAUUUGUUGAGAAAUUUGAUCAAAUGCUAUCUCAGAGGUUGAACAAAUUAGAACAAAAUGGGAAAACCUUUCCAGUGCUUCCAUUCACCAUGAAGCUGACCUUAGAUUCAAUGUGCAACAUGCUCAUGAGCAUUACAGAAGAAUCCUUGCUGCAACAGAUUCUGAGUGACUGUGCUGCAGUUUCAGAUGCCUUACUAUCUGUUCCUCUGAUGAUUCCUGGAACCACGUAUUAUAAAGGGAUGAAAGCACGUCAAAGGCUAAUGGAAAUCUUCAAAGAGAUGAUUGCCAGAAGGCGAAGUGGGAAGGAGUAUAAAGAUGAUUUCCUGCAGUACUUGUUAGAAAGAGAUUCCUGUCCAUCUAGUGAAAAGCUCGAAGACUCAGAGAUCAUGGAUAACCUGUUAACAUUAUUAGUUUCAGGGCAGGUCAGCUCUGCAGCUGCUAUGAUGUGGAGUGUCAAGUUCCUAGAUGAGAACGGAGAAGUCCUGGACAAGCUCAGGGAAGAACAAUUGGACAUAGCUAAAAAUAAGCAAAGGGGAACCUCACUUUCCAUGGAAGAUAUAAACAGGAUGUCCUAUGGAUUAAAGGUUGUCAAAGAAACAUUGAGAAUGUCAAAUGUUGUGUUAUGGCUUCCCAGAGUUGCACAAAAUGAUUGCACACUUGAUGGUGUUGAGAUGAAGAAAGGAUGGAUUGUAAAUGUUGAUGCAACAUGCAUACAUUUCGACCCAGCUUUGUAUGAGGAUCCUAUGCAAUUCAUCCCUUCAAGAUUUGAUGAAAUGCAAAAGCCAUACAGUUUCUUACCAUUUGGGGCUGGACCUCGGACGUGCUUAGGAAUUGAAAUGGCAAAACUAUCUAUGUUGGUGUUUCUACACAGGCUGACUAGUGGAUAUGAGUGGACAAUUGAAGAACGAGACCCCAGCAUGGAAAAGACAACACAUGUUCCUAGACUGAGGAGUGGCUUGCCCAUAACCUUAAAGGCCCUAACUAAAAAUGGAAAGUAAAGUAAUACAUGGCAUGGGCGAGCAAGAUUUAGAAGCUCAUGGGGUUUUUCAAGGCUAGAAAGUUUUAAGGACGCAUGUGUUCAUAUUGUAUGACCUAUUUAAUAUGUUUUAAGUAUUUUAUGUUGAAUAGGUUUGUGGGUAAUGUGUUCUUAUAAACACUUAGAUAAUCUAUUUUAUGGAUAAUGUGCUCUAAUAAAUAUUUAGAAUCUUCCUUCCUUAAAUUAGUUUUUUGAGUGAG